Messenger RNA from Bolinopsis microptera, 3327 nucleotides. Its product is annotated as NADH dehydrogenase [ubiquinone] iron-sulfur protein 3, mitochondrial-like. The transcript is spliced from 10 exons. Gene Ontology annotation, molecular function: NADH dehydrogenase (ubiquinone) activity. Lineage: Eukaryota; Metazoa; Ctenophora; Tentaculata; Lobata; Bolinopsidae. The coding region runs from base 2213 to 3055 and encodes 280 amino acids. The record is from RefSeq and is a predicted model, not a curated record.
UUUCAACACUACUAUAUAACAAAUAAUUUGAGCAAUGGUUAUCCAUGCUUGCAAGGCGCUUAGUCGCUAUUGGAUAUGUCUGUUCCCGUAACCUCAGUUUUUAUGACACCCGGAGUAAAGGUCCUGAUAUGUCAAAAGAUACCUUGUUUGAUGAAAACUUUGAGGUGCGGGAAGAGCUCUACUUGAAAAAAGUUAAUCCAGUUCUUGAGUUCACAGUUUCACGGUGGUGGAAAUUCAAAAUGCAUAUUCAAAUACUUUUCGGGGGCAAGGUUCCAGAGAUUAAAUCACCUCAAGAAGUCAAAGAAUGGAAUGAGCUGAUGUAUCGACUAGAAGAAGUUUACUUAGAGAUACCUCAAAAAAUGCCAGAUCAACAAUGGUUUCACGAUCUUAUAGAUCACUACACCAAGUACAAUGAUUAUGAAGGGGCACUAGACUGUUUUAAAUGGUUUGACGCUCAUGAUAUUUGGAUAAACAUGGAUCAGGAUGUUAUGGAUAAAUUUGAACUGUUCUUUGAAAUGAACGAUCCAAAAUCUUUGACUCAGUUAUCAGACCAUCAGCAACAGCUUAGGGAGGAGCUACAAUUGAAAUUCAAAGAUAUGGACAAUAAUCCAGAGAGGUGGUAUAAAAAGAGACAGGUUGCUAUCGAUAAUGGCCGCAAGCGAGGUGAUUUGUUACCUGAAGGUGACAGAAUCUACAGUGGAGGAGGGUAUUAACUUGUUUACUGAUCAUUUUAAUUUCCUUGCUUGCAACCUUUGAACAUAUAUACUGAUCAUGUUAGAGAGAUAAAAUUAAACCAAUUGCAUCCAGCUUUUUAAGACAUUGCCCAAUGCCCAAUCUUUGUAAAUUAUAAAUACUGAUUAUAAAUUAAGUUUACGUUUUUUUACUUCGAGAUCGUUUUUAUGAUUUGCAAUUUAAUUGUGUUGAUGAUAAAUCUGAAAUUUAUAACCUCACAUUUUGACGAGAUUUAUCUUAAUUCAUUAAUACUGAAUUUACAUAUAAUAUAUAUAUAAUGAUCUAGAUCAUUUCUCAUCUUCACACAACUUUAGUUAACGCUAUCUAUGUAACACACUGCUAAGAGGAGAUGUCGCUGCUAAGGACACUAGUGAAAACAGUGCGACCAGGGCUUGCAUGUGUUCCAGUGAGGACUAUAAGAGCUAAACCCAAGUAUUACCACCCUGCUGACCCUGAUGCUGAUGAGGAACAGAAGUUCAAUGAGGAGUUUGGGUUAGCAGAGCCCAUUCCAGACACCUGGGGUGUUAGUAAGAACGAACCGUGGUGCUGGAUGUUUGAUCCUUUCUAUAAAGCUAAAACUAGGUUUUGGAGUUUGUUUGGAUCGCCACUUUACUUAAGACAGUCUGAUCAAGAGAAAGCUGACUCAGCCGUUCUGACGGACAGAUUGCAGGAGUUUUACAAGUCAAUACCUCAGAGUUACCCUGACCGAGAUUGGUGGCAUGAUUGUAUUGAUCAUUACGUCCGGUACAACGAUUUUGACGGAGCUGUAAGAAUGUGGCACUGGCUUAAGGAAUACGAACUUGACGUUGAUCAGGCAGUACUGGAUAAAUUCGACAGGUUCUUCAUCGAGAACGAUCCUAUUGGUUUCAUGACGAAAAGUAUUCCUGCGCAACUUCGAGAAGAAGAUGAAUACAUGCCCAAGUAUCCUGAGUUGAUAAAUGACAAUCUUAUGAGAAUAGGAGAGUAUGGCAUUGAACCAGAGGCUUGAAUAAGUUACUUAAACUAUUUCAGUUGCAGUGGUUCAAUGAAGCUUUUCAUAAGACUCUUUAAAUACGCCUUUACUGAAAUGUGCCAAUCUAGUUCGCUACACGGAAGUUUUAAUUAAUGCAUUUAACUAGUGAAUUAUCAAAAUUCAUUAAUCACGGUUAAUUAACUUAUUCCACUAAUCGUUUCGGUUUUAAAAUAUUGAUAACUUUUUCAAAUUGUUCUUUAUCUGAGACUUGGGAAGUUAACAUCCGGAAUAAUUUAGAGUCUGGACAGUGAGUGGACACUAAUAAAUAUCAUCAUAUUGAUUUAAGUUAUUGAUGAGUUUCUACAUAAAACUUGACUAUUAUUAUCCGUACUUGUUGUAAAUUUACUCAACCCUUAAAGACUGACUACCAACCAAUGAUCUUGGUUUAAAAUCAAACUAAUUAUACAACUUACUGCCACUUUCUAUCACUGCUUAAUUAACACAAUACCACUAUAAUGUAGAUGUAAGAUGAUGAGUGCCAGUGCAUUACGUACCCUAGCCCGGCCUGUAGCAGGUCUCCUUGCUAGACGGACUCUUACUCCUACUGUAUCCAGGUUCCUUUCUGAUAAUGCUCCUAAUGAUUUUUACAAGACCCACAAAGCGAGAGAUGUUAUAAUACGACGUGAGGAUGAUGAGGCCGAGUGUAAAACUUACCCAGAUGUUGACAGACUUGAGAAGUUUGGUCAAUAUGUCGCAUCAAUUCUUCCCAAAUACGUACAGGAUGUACGGAUGACCUCUAUCAAUGAGCUAGAAAUCCUAAUUCACCCAGAAGGUAUAGUACCAGUAAUGGGAAUGUUAAAAGACCACACCAACGCUCAAUUUAAAGCGCUGAUGGAGAUAACGGCAGUGGACGUACCGUCGCGGCCUUACCGGUUUGAACUGGUAUACUGUCUGUUGUCGCACCACUACAACGCGCGCUGUAUUGUCAAGUCAUACACGGAUGAGCUGACGCCGGUAGAUUCGGUCACUGCGCUCUACAAAUCUGCUGACUUCGGGGAACGGGAGGUGUGGGAUAUGUUUGGCAUUUUCUUCUCUGGACAUCCUGACCUCCGAAGGAUUCUCACUGAUUACGGGUUUGAAGGACAUCCUUUUAGGAAAGACUUCCCUCUUACCGGUUAUACUGAGGUACGGUACGAUAACGAAUUAGCGCGUGUUGUCUACGAACCAGUCGAAGUAGCCCAAGAAUUUAGAAAGUUCGAGAUGGACACUCCGUGGGAACUAUUCCCAAACUACCGGGAAGCUCCCGAGCAUUUGUUGGAAGCAGCGGCACAGAAGGCAGCCGAAGCUGCAGAGAAUGAUGAAAAGAAAUGAAAUUAGGGUUUUUCUAGUUAUCAUAAUGAUUGAUUAUAAUUUAUUUUGAGCUGGUUGCUACAUGUGGUUUGACUUGAGCUCCUGAUCACGACCCUGAUAUAAAGCCUGUCCUUUUUGGAAUUAAUAUGUACAUACGGUAUAGUGCUAAGAUAUGAGUAGUAGUACGUAUAGUGUAUAGUGCAAGUGAUGAACUACAUUUUUGUAGAACUUUAUGCCACUUUUGUAUGGUUUCAUCACAUUUUCUGAACUAAUGUUGAUAUGAUACAACACAA